AUGAUCAUCUGGUUCGUGCCGGUGCUGGGAGCUGGAGAUAUGACGACCCAGAAGUCACUUAUCCGUGAGUCCAUGUCUCGCGCGGCCGGCCACUUCUUACUUCACACAUACCACGCCGUGAUUGUCAACGCCUUCUUCGGCUUAGCUGCGAGCACCUCUUCAGGCAAGCCGACCACGCGCUAG
This is a messenger RNA of Anthostomella pinea, 183 nucleotides long. The record is from the annotation of a GenBank genome assembly. Lineage: Eukaryota; Fungi; Ascomycota; Sordariomycetes; Xylariales; Xylariaceae.